UUUAAAGGGGCCGCGCCGGCGGCGCUGGGCGGAACGCUAGUGGAGUUGGCGCAGAGUGGACCCCGGCUGCAGCCCCUGGGUGAGUCCGGGUUUCCUUCGUCCCCCGCAGUGGCGUCCCUUCGGGGGUCGUUAGCGAGUCCUUGGCAUUCCCAAGAUCUGUCCACCGAUUCCCAGUAGCCCUUGAUGUUCUGACGCUCCCAUCCCCCCAGCUCCCGACAAGUGUUUUCGCAUCGGUAGCCAGGUGCGCCCCACAGUAGAAGGGGACUAGACCCCCGCAAAUUUUCCAGGUAGUGUCUCAAGGGCCAAGUGACUCCCAAAUUUCUAUUAAUACUCCAGAAGCAGCCUCAGCCUCCCAGAAAACUCUCAGUAAUAUUACAGUAUUCGUCGGUAUCAUGCUUGAAUGACUCCAGAGACGUGCCCAUUCAGGUUCCGGUCUUCCCAGUAAUAGUCCUGUGGUCCUCAGAAUCUUAGUAACUUUCCAGCGAUCACGAGUAAUUCCAGCGUCCCUGGUUACGUAUCCCAGCAAUGGCGCCAGCAUCGCUCGCAGAAUCUCAAUGAUGCUCUGCACCGUCAAAGACCCGGACUUCAGAUUACCAGACCUGACGCCCAGCCAGAGGCAACUGAUGGAGGCCCCUCUGCAAACCGGAGUGGUGCUGGGCGUGAUGAUCGGGGCUGGAGUCGCGGUGCUGGUCACGGCCGUGCUCAUCCUCCUGCUGGUGCGGAGGCUUCGAGUGCCGAAAACCCCAGCCCCGGAUGGCCCGAGGUAUCGAUUCCGGAAGAGAGACAAAGUACUUUUCUAUGGCCGGAAGAUUAUGCGGAAGGUAUCACAAUCCACUUCUUCCCUGGUGGACGCCUCGGUCUCCACCGCUUCCCGGCCACGAAUGAAGAAAAAACUUAAGAUGCUCAACAUCGCCAAGAAGAUCCUGCGCAUCCAGAAAGAGGCGCCAACACUGCAGCGGAAGGAGCCCCCACGCGUGCUGGAGGCUGACCUGACAGAGGGGGACCUGGCCAACUCCCACCUGCCCUCUGAGGUGCUCUACAUGCUCAAGAACGUCCGGGUGCUGGGCCACUUUGAGAAGCCGCUCUUCCUGGAGCUGUGCCGGCACAUGGUCUUCCAGCGGCUCGGCCAGGGUGACUACGUCUUCCGGCCGGGCCAGCCUGAUGCCAGCAUCUACGUGGUACAGGACGGGCUGCUGGAGCUCUGUCUGCCGGGACCUGAUGGGAAGGAGUGUGUGGUGAAGGAGGUGGUUCCUGGAGACAGUGUUAACAGCCUCCUUAGCAUCCUGGAUGUCAUCACCGGUCACCAGCACCCCCAGCGGACUGUGUCUGCCCGGGCGGCCCGAGACUCCACAGUGCUGCGCCUGCCGGUUGAAGCCUUCUCUGCAGUCUUCACCAAGUACCCUGAGAGCCUGGUGCGGGUGGUGCAGAUCAUCAUGGUCAGGCUGCAACGGGUCACUUUUCUGGCGCUUCACAACUACCUGGGUCUGACCAAUGAGCUCUUCAGCCACGAGAUCCAGCCCCUGCGCCUAUUCCCCAGCCCGGGGCUCCCAGCCCGCACCAGCCCUGUGCGUGGCUCCAAGCGGGUGAUCAGCACAUCAGCUGCUGAUGAGCCCAGGGAGACUCCUGGCCGGCCGCCUGACCCCACUGGGGCCCCACUGCCUGGACCUCCAGGGGAGCUGGUGAAGCCCACGUCCCUGGAAGCCCCCUCGGCCCCCUUGCUGAGUCGCUGCAUCUCCAUGCCAGUGGACAUCUCAGGCUUGCAGGGUGGCCCCCGCUCAGACUUUGACAUGGCAUAUGAGCGUGGCCGGAUCUCCAUGUCCUUGCAGGAAGAGACCUCAGGGGUGAUUCAGGCAGCCCCUGCUAGGACCCCUACUCAGGAGCUGCGGGAGCAGCCGGCAGGUGCCUGCGAGUACAGCUACUGCGAGGAUGAGUCGGCCACCGGCAGGUGCCCCUUCGGGCCCUACCAGGGCCGCCAGACAAGCAGCAUCUUUGAGGCAGCAAAGCAGGAGCUGGCCAAGCUGAUGCGGAUUGAGGACCCCGCCCUUCUCAAUAGCCGAGUCUUGCUGCAUCACGCCAAAGCUGGUACCAUCAUUGCCCGCCAGGGGGACCAGGAUGUGAGCCUGCAUUUUGUGCUCUGGGGCUGCCUGCACGUCUACCAGCGCAUGAUCAACAAGGCUGAGGACGUGUGCUUGUUCGUCGCACAGCCUGGGGAACUGGUGGGGCAGCUGGCUGUGCUCACUGGUGAACCCCUUAUCUUUACACUGCGAGCCCAGCGCGACUGCACCUUCCUGAGGAUCUCCAAGUCUGAUUUCUAUGAGAUCAUGCGUGCACAGCCCAGUGUGGUGCUGAGCGCUGCGCACACUGUGGCUGCGAGGAUGUCACCCUUCGUGCGCCAGAUGGACUUCGCCAUCGACUGGACGGCAGUGGAGGCAGGACGUGCUCUGUACAGGCAGGGAGACCGUUCUGACUGCACCUACAUCGUGCUCAAUGGUCGGCUGCGUAGUGUCAUCCAGCGUGGCAGCGGCAAGAAGGAGCUGGUGGGCGAGUAUGGCCGCGGGGAUCUCAUAGGAGUGGUGGAAGCACUGACAAGGCAGCCACGCGCCACGACGGUGCACGCAGUGCGUGACACGGAGUUGGCCAAACUCCCUGAGGGCACUCUGGGCCACAUCAAACGUCGAUACCCACAGGUCGUGACUCGCCUUAUCCACCUUUUGAGCCAGAAAAUUCUGGGGAAUUUGCAGCAGCUGCAAGGACCCUUUCCAGGCUCGGGACUUGGUGUCCCCCCUCACUCGGAGCUCACCAACCCAGCCAGCAACCUGGCAACGGUGGCAGUGUUGCCUGUGUGUGCCGAGGUGCCCAUGGUGGCCUUCAUGCUGGAGCUGCAGCAUGCUCUACAAGCCAUCGGCCCUACACUCCUCCUCAACAGUGACAUCAUCCGGGCGCGCCUGGGGGCUUCUGCACUGGACAGCAUCCAAGAAUUCCGGCUGUCAGGAUGGCUGGCCCAGCAGGAGGACACGCACCGCAUCGUGCUCUACCAGACAGACACAUCGCUGACGCCCUGGACCGUGCGUUGCUUGCGCCAGGCCGACUGCAUCCUCAUCGUGGGCCUGGGCGACCAGGAACCCACACUCGGCCAGCUGGAGCAGAUGCUGGAGAAUACGGCCGUGCGCGCCCUCAAGCAGCUGGUCCUGCUGCACCGUGAGGAAGGCCCGGGCCCCACGCGCACAGUGGAGUGGCUCAACAUGCGCAGCUGGUGCUCAGGGCACCUGCAUCUGCGCUGUCCGCGCCGCCUUUUCUCGCGCCGCAGCCCUGCCAAGCUGCAUGAGCUCUACGAGAAGGUUUUCUCGAGGCGCGCGGACCGGCACAGCGACUUCUCUCGCCUGGCGCGAGUGCUCACAGGCAACACCAUCGCCCUUGUGCUGGGUGGGGGCGGAGCCAGGGGCUGCUCACAUAUUGGGGUGCUGAAGGCAUUGGAGGAGGCGGGGGUCCCUGUCGACCUGGUGGGCGGCACGUCCAUCGGCUCUUUCAUCGGGGCCCUGUAUGCGGAGGAGCGGAGCGCGAGCCGCACUAAGCAGCGUGCCCGGGAGUGGGCCAAGAGCAUGACUUCGGUGCUGGAGCCCAUGCUGGACCUCACCUACCCCGUCACCUCCAUGUUCACGGGGUCAGCCUUCAACCGCAGUGUCCACCGGGUCUUCCAGGACAAGCAAAUCGAGGAUCUGUGGCUGCCAUACUUCAACGUCACCACAGACAUCACCUCCUCAGCCAUGCGUGUCCACAAAGAUGGCUCCUUGUGGCGAUACGUGCGUGCCAGCAUGACCCUCUCAGGCUACCUGCCGCCACUGUGCGACCCCAAGGACGGGCACCUCCUCAUGGACGGCGGCUACAUCAACAACCUGCCAGCGGACAUUGCCCGCAGCAUGGGUGCCAAGACAGUCAUCGCCAUUGACGUGGGGAGCCAGGAUGAAACAGACCUCAGCACCUACGGGGACAGCCUGUCUGGCUGGUGGCUGCUGUGGAAGCGGCUGAACCCCUGGGCAGACAAGAUCAAGGUUCCAGACAUGGCUGAGAUCCAGUCUCGCCUGGCCUAUGUGUCCUGCGUGCGGCAGCUGGAGGUCGUGAAGUCUAGCUCCUAUUGCGAGUACCUGCGCCCACCCAUUGACUGCUUCAAGACCAUGGACUUCGGGAAGUUUGACCAGAUCUAUGAUGUGGGCUACCAAUACGGGAAGGCGGUCUUUGGGGGCUGGAGCCGCGGCGACAUCAUUGAAAAGAUGCUCACGGACCAGCGAUCUGCUGACCUUAAUGAGAGCCGCCGUGCAGAUGUACUCGCCUUCCCCAGCUCCGGCUUCACCGACUUGGCUGAGAUCGUGUCCCGGAUCGAGCCCCCCACCAGCUACGUUUCUGAUGGCUGUGCUGAUGGAGAGGAGUCGGACUGCCUGACAGAGUACGAGGAGGAUGCAGGACCUGAUUGCUCACGGGAUGAAGGCGGCUCUCCCGAGGGCGCGAGCCCCAGCACCGCCUCCGAGAUGGAGGAGGAGAAGUCGAUUUUGCGGCACCGGCGCUGUCUGCCGCAGGACCCCCCCAGCUCAGCUGCGGAUGCCUGAGGACCUCGGUGGGUGGGAGGGGCUGGGGCUGAACUAGGGGUGAGUCCUGUGGAGGUGGCUCACUCACCCUCUGCCUGCUGCUAUGCCUGUGACACCCCUUCUGGGUCCCCUUUGGCCCCCCCAGCCCCCAGGGCCCACACACUGAACUGCCCUGUCCCCCAAGGGAGGGUCGUGUUGCACUGAUGACCUUGGUCAGUCACUCCAAUAAACCUUCCCCUCUCGGAA
Molecule: messenger RNA, 4826 nt
Organism: Sus scrofa (pig)
Lineage: Eukaryota; Metazoa; Chordata; Mammalia; Artiodactyla; Suidae
Source: RefSeq, a predicted model, not a curated record